Messenger RNA from Drosophila serrata, 1510 nucleotides. It is a transcript of the gene Dhod, whose product is annotated as dihydroorotate dehydrogenase 2. NCBI's taxonomy places the organism in Eukaryota, Metazoa, Arthropoda, Insecta, Diptera, Drosophilidae. Gene Ontology annotation, biological process: 'de novo' pyrimidine nucleobase biosynthetic process; pyrimidine ribonucleotide biosynthetic process. Gene Ontology annotation, cellular component: mitochondrial inner membrane; cytoplasm. Gene Ontology annotation, molecular function: dihydroorotate dehydrogenase activity. The record is from RefSeq and is a predicted model, not a curated record.
UUCCAUUUAGAUGUCAAUUUCCUGCUAGUAGGCACAAAAUAGCUUUCAUUUAACAUCACUUUUUAAAUUAAAACUAACGUACAAAUAGUCUUUGACUAAAGUACAUUUUUGUAUAUUUUUUUAGCGAGCCAAACCGCCUUACCCACGCAGUUGUUCUCGAUAGGCAACGAUCAUCAUUAUGUCGCAGGAUCACAUGAAGAAUGCAAUGUUAAAAACAUUAAAAUUUAGUCGGUUGCGUUCGCUUUGCAUCGUUACGGCCGGAGCAACAGCCGUAGUGGCUGGUCUGACCGCAUACAAAAACCGGGACCAGAUGUUCCGCACGUUUGUCAUGCCAGUCGUCCGCCUGCUGCCGGCGGAAACCAGCCAUCAUCUUGCUGUGCUUGCCUGCAAAUACCGCCUGUGUCCGGUGUCUCAGUACCAAGACGACAUUAACCUGCACACACCGUUUUUUGGCCGGUUGCUCAGCAACCCGAUCGGUAUAGCGGCCGGCUUUGACAAGAACGCGGAGGCCGUUAGCGGACUGCGCGACUUGGGAUUCGGCUUUAUCGAGGUUGGGACCGUCACACCUGCGGCCCAGGAGGGUAAUCCUAAGCCCAGGGUUUUUCGUUUAUCCAAUGAUCGAGCCAUCAUUAACCGGUACGGGUUCAACAGCGAGGGACACCAGGCGGUGCUGCAGCGGCUGCGCAUGCUCCGCAACAAGGAGGACUUCAACGGCGUAGUGGGGGUCAAUCUGGGUCGUAACAAAUCCACUAUGAGCCCCAUUGCCGACUAUGUGCAGGGCGUGCGAGUGUUCGGUCCCGUGGCCGAUUACCUUGUUAUUAACGUGAGCAGCCCGAACACUAAAGGACUGCGCGACAUGCAGAGUAAAGGCGUGCUCUUAGAGCUAUUGGAGCAGGUGAACGUUGCGCGGUCGAGUCUGGACAAGAACAAGAAUGUGCCAAUCUUCUUGAAACUCUCGCCAGACCUGUCCAUGGACGACAUGAAGGACAUCGCCUGGGUGAUCAAGCGCAAACAGAGCCAUGUGGAUGGCCUAAUUGUGUCCAACACAACGGUUUCCCGUAUGAACGUUGAAUCCAGCGAACUGGCCUCCCAGGAGGGAGGACUGAGUGGGCCGCCGCUGAAGGCCCGUUCAACAGAGAUGAUCGCCCAGAUGUACGAGCUUACCGGAGGCAAGAUUCCUAUCAUUGGCGUUGGCGGUGUUGCCUCCGGUUACGACGCAUACGAGAAAAUCGAGGCGGGAGCCUCGUACGUCCAGGUUUACACGGCUCUCGUGUACGAGGGACCGAAUCUCGUUGCCGACAUAAAAGCGGAACUCUCGUCGCUGAUCACCCAGCUCGGCCAUAGCAGCGUUCAGGACGUGGUAGGAUCCAACUCCAAGUUCUACUUGCCCAAGAAAUGAGACAACUGCUGUGUGCGUAGCCCCAAAUUCAAAGCGAUGUUUUCAUUCUUUACGUUUUGUGUACUACUUAGCAGUUUCCAACCUGGACUUAAAAUAAAUCUAGUUCACGUA